GGUAAGGUCCUGGAAGCUUUGUAUCUAUGUUUACAUCUAUGUCCUUGACAGGUUCUUAAGGUUGACGCACAAAGCAGAAUGUCUGAACAACUUCACACGCCCAGCUUGCUGACCCUUCAUUCCAAAUCACAUAAGGACAUAAUCCUUAAUAAAUUUGACACGCUGAGGAAAAGACAAAUACUUUGUGAUAUUACGCUCAUUGUAGAGGAUGUACAUUUUAAGGCACAUAAGGCACUGCUGGCUGCAAGCAGUGAAUAUUUCUCCUUAAUGUUUACUGCUGAAGAGCAGGCCUGUCAGACGGUGUAUAGGCUGGAUGGCAUGGCUGCAAAGACCUUUGCGUCUGUGCUUGAGUUCAUCUACUGUGCCAAUGUAUCGGUGGAGGAGAGCAGCACUGAGCAGCUGCUUGACGUGGCCCGCUUGCUAGAAAUAAGCGAGCUAGUCAAAGCUCAUUCAGACUUUCAACAUAGCAGUACAGCCUCAGCACCAAGUGUGUGCUCAGAAGUAGGUGAGGGUGACACAAGCAAAAACGAAACCGUUUCCAAGCGCAAAAGGGGACGGCCAAGGAAAAACACUAACCCCUUAGUACCAGGCUUAGUACUACUACCUCAGGAAUCAAGUGUAAAAAAGAACAGACUUCGUGAACCUGCUAAAUCUAUAGCAGAGUUAUCUGAGCCUACAUGCAACUCUAAUCCCAUUCUCAAUGACUCAGAUGAUGCUGAUUAUGAGCCAAGUGAGGAUAGACCUCGGCAUGGCAAGCGCCAAAUAAGACAGCCGGUGAAACUGAAAAGCUACAAGCUAGGAGAAGAAAUUGGUGAAGGAAAAGUGCUGGGAAAGAGAGGUAGAAAGAGAAAAUACCCAGCAACAGAACCACGCUGUGAUGACUGCGGCAAGGUUUUUAAAAACCAUCUGUUUUUAAAAAUACAUCAGCGAACUCAUACAGGAGAAAAACCGUUUCGGUGCCAUGUUUGUGGAAACUGCUUUACACAGAAACACACCCUGUUAGUUCAUCAGCGCAUGCAUACUGGUGAGAAGCCAUUUGUGUGCAAUAUUUGCUCUAAAGCUCUCUCCACAAAGCACUCCCUGCAGGAACAUAUGAACCUGCAUGCAGAAAAGAAAUCUUUUAGCUGUGACCAGUGUGGAAAAACCUACAGCCAAAAGAGGCAGUUAAAUAGUCAUUACCGGCUUCAUAGUGGAAAAGCAUUACCUGAGUGUGCAUAUUGUCACCACAAGUUUAAGGAUGCAGCACAACUUAAAAAGCAUCUGAGAACACAUACAGGUGAGAAACCUUUUACAUGUGAGAUUUGUGGAAAGUGUUUUACUACCAAGAGCACCUUGCAGACACACAUCAGAAUCCACAGAGGAGAAAAGCCAUAUGUGUGCAACAUCUGCAGCAAGUCCUUCUCUGAUCCGAGCGCCAGAAGACGCCAUGUUGCCUCUCACACAGGGAAAAAGCCCUACAUGUGCUCUGUGUGUAGUCUUUCUUUUACUCGUCUGGACAAUCUUAAAGCGCAUAUUAAAACUCACAAUAAAGAGCGGCCAGAUGUGGAGGGCACACAACUAACCACAGUGGAAACAAUGGCAGUAAAUGAGAAGAUUCACAAUGUCCUGGAACUGCAGCAGUACCAGGUCCCAGGUCACACUGAGCAGGAGAUCCAGUUAGUGGUUACUAGUGAAGUAGACAAUAUUAACCUAGUGGCAGGCCAGAAAGCGGGCAGCAUUAGCAUCAUCAGUGGUGAGAGUGGACCUGAGGAAAUGACAGCAGAAGCCCAGACCCAUUCCAGUCUCACUGUUCUCUCUCAUCCCUCUGCACAUAUUCAGAACCUGGCCUUGGUCACUCAGGAUGAACUAGAUCCCAGUGCACAAAUCCAGACCAUUAGUGUGGUUGAAGGCCAGGUGAGCAGCGAACAAGCUGAGCAGAUGCACGUCAUCACAUUGACUAAAGAGGCAAUGGAGCACUUUCAGGUUCAGCAUGGAGCUCCACAACAGCUGCAAAUUAAUUCACGGCCCCUUCAUCCGCUGCAGGUAAUCCAGCAAGCCAUACCUCAGCUUUCUGCUACACAGGAACCUCCUAGAGAACAGCACAACCAGAGUCACACAGGUGCUAUCCAUAUCAGCAGCCAAGCCAGCCUUCCAAUCUCUAUCAGCCAGACCAGUGAGCAGAUCCCCAACACUCAGAUCCAGGGACAGACCUUUCAAAUCCAGGCAGGUACAGUCUCAUACCUCUAUACCACAAGUCUCACCCCACAGAACUAGGAACAAAACAGAAUAAAAAAAAAUUAAUCAGGACUGCUCAGGAUCAUACUCAUGGGAACAGGACAAAUUAUUCUAUUCAUCAGUUGGAAUUGCAUGGGUUGGCUCAAAAAGUGAGGUUUUACUCAUGGGUUAAUAAUAACAGUUUAUACAAAAUGGCCAAGGAUCAAGCCUAAUUCAGCCCCACUGAUAACAAAAGACUUGCCACUUUAUUAAAUUAUAUGUCUACACUGAUCAGUAAUACAUUACACACCUGUGAUGGGAUGCGCAUCUGCCCACUAAACUGAAUUGUUAUACAAAGUUUUGGAUCAUAUAUAGAAAUUCUACUGAAACUGGUAUACAACUAAACACAGGGGCUGCAAGCUCUGUAAAUUUAAAACAAAAGAGUAAACCCAUACAUGUUCAGCUCAGAUGUGCAAUUCUACCUUUCAUCUAUCUUAUUAACAUUGAGGUCUCUAGAUGUUUUAGAGUUUUGCAUGUAUUUCUUUUUCCAAGUGUAUUUUGAUGUAUUUGUAUAAUAAAUUUUGUGUUUUUGUUUUCUAAAACAAGUCUCUCAGUUUGUCCAUGGUCUCAAUAUUGGAAUU
Messenger RNA from Tachysurus vachellii, 2834 nucleotides. RefSeq names its product zinc finger and BTB domain containing 24 (gene zbtb24). Lineage: Eukaryota; Metazoa; Chordata; Actinopteri; Siluriformes; Bagridae. The record is from RefSeq and is a predicted model, not a curated record. Gene Ontology annotation, cellular component: nucleus. The transcript has 6 exons. Gene Ontology annotation, molecular function: RNA polymerase II cis-regulatory region sequence-specific DNA binding; DNA-binding transcription factor activity, RNA polymerase II-specific; protein binding. Gene Ontology annotation, biological process: regulation of transcription by RNA polymerase II. The coding region runs from base 79 to 2253 and encodes 724 amino acids.